AUGGAUCUCGCCUACGACCAUAUUCAGGAGAACGCGUAUCCACAAGACCGAGAGGAGUCGAAUGAAACACCAACGCCGGAGCACCAGGAGGCAUCACUAAACAAUGAUUUACAAGAUGCGUAUAAAGCCAUCUCUUCAAGCGCCUGGGGCAUGAAGAUUGGCGGGUUUCUUGGAACUGUCAUGAAGCAGGGCGAAUCUGUUUACGCGCAAGCACAGAAAGAGCUCGCGGAGGUGGGAGAAGAUGCGAGCAAGGGCUUUACAGAUCUUAGAGAAUCAAUAUUGAACCGAACUCGAUCGCUAUCAGUGAAUACUGCCACCCCAGCUGACGGAACUAAGGAGGCAGAUGAUGCACAGUCAACCCCUACAAAAGCAAAAGCUGGCCCGUCAGACGAUGCGGCCGAACAAUCCGAGACAGUCCUGUCACGGCUACGAACGGAAGCUACUAAGCGCCUUAAGGAUCUACAAAAAGCCGAAGAUGCCGCUGAUGAAGCGUUGCUGCGUUUCGGUAGCAACGUACGAGAUUUCCUGCGUGAUGCUAUUAGCGUUGCGCCCCCAGACGAGUCGUCUCAGGACUCAACCGUUCUUUUCGAGAGCAAGGACGCGCAAGGCAAGCGUGUUAUCCACACGUCUCGAUUCGAUGCCCAGAUGCAUGUUAUCCAUACAUCUGUUGAGGGUUUCGCCAAAGACCCUACCGGCGACGAGUAUGAGAAGUGGACUAAAGAUUUCGAUGUUGAGAAGAAGACAGAUGAUAUCAGUGGCGAUCUUGCGAAGUACCCUGAGCUAAGAGCCACAAUGGAGAAGCUUGUGCCGGAUCAGGUUACCUACGCAGACUUUUGGAAACGUUACUACUUCUUGAGACACGGUAUUGAAACUGCGGAAUCACGACGACGAGAUCUUCUAAAAGCCGCCUCUGCUGAUGAUGAAGUUGGCUGGGACGAUGAUUCGGACGACGACGAAGAGGCAGAAAAGAAGACACCUGGCCAAAAGGCUAGCUCCGGAGCAUCGUCCACCACUAUUCAGCGACCGGAUGGCCUUCUCAAGCCAAAUGAGUCCCGAAAAUCCAAUGACGAGAAGUCACAAGCUGAUAGCGAAGCCAGCUAUGACGUCGUAGGAGCAACUUCAGGGAAAACAAGCCAGGCCCCAAAUAGCCCCAAGGACUCCAAGCAGGGUGACGACAGUGACGAUGACUGGGAAUAA
Molecule: messenger RNA, 1197 nt
Organism: Pochonia chlamydosporia 170
Lineage: Eukaryota; Fungi; Ascomycota; Sordariomycetes; Hypocreales; Clavicipitaceae
Product: BSD domain-containing protein
Exons: 3
Coding region: 1-1197 (398 amino acids)
Cellular component (GO): cytoplasm
Source: RefSeq, a predicted model, not a curated record